CAGCUACAGCUGAGUCUCUGGAGUUAGCUACAGCGCUAGCCAUGAGCUAACAAGUAGCCAGCUGACUCUUUUCAUUCUGCCACCAUAUUUCAGCCUUCGUCAAACGUCGCACCGGGGUGAAUACUGUUAAAUAAGCCGUUCUCUCCAGGACUUUUAGGGUCUUCAUUUCACAAUCCUCCCCUCCAUCUUCAGCUCCACCUUGAAGUCUCUUUACGCUCGGAUCUCUCGCUACACAGAGCCAUGGCAACUGCGAAGCCAAAAGGGCAGAACUCCCUCGCCCUUCACAAAGUGAUCAUGGUGGGCAGUGGCGGUGUGGGGAAAUCUGCCCUCACUCUCCAGUUUAUGUAUGAUGAGUUUGUGGAAGACUAUGAGCCCACUAAAGCUGACAGCUACAGGAAGAAAGUGGUGCUGGAUGGAGAGGAGGUACAGAUUGACAUCCUUGACACAGCUGGACAAGAGGACUACGCAGCCAUUCGGGAUAACUACUUCCGCAGUGGCGAGGGUUUUCUCUGUGUAUUUUCCAUCACAGAACUGGAAUCGUUUGCAGCUACAGUAGACUUCAGAGAGCAGAUCCUGCGAGUGAAGGAGGACGAGAACGUGCCCUUUCUUUUGGUCGGCAACAAGUCAGACUUGGAUGACCGACGGCAGGUCAGUGCGGACGAGGCGAAGGCACGUGCAGAGCAGUGGGGUGUGUGCUAUGUGGAGACUUCUGCCAAAACCCGUGCCAAUGUUGACAAGGUGUUCUUUGACCUGAUGCGAGAGAUCCGGGCGAGGAAAAUGGAGGACAGCAAAGAGAAGAACGGGAAGAAGAAAAGCAAAAGUUUGGCCAAGAGAAUCCGAGAGAGAUGCUGUAUUUUAUAGUGGUAACAGAGAGCAGGGCAGCUGCUUGUGUACAUAUACAUUUCUCAGACUUUUGCAUUUAUUUUGUGCCGAUAACCUGACCAUGACUCUCUCAUGUCUCUGGCUAACAGGACAUCUGACCGUGUGUCGGGGAGUAGUAAGGUGGCACUCCAUACACCAUUUAUAGCUCUAACUUUUUAUGUGCUGACACUCCAAAUAAUUUAUGUACUCUCUCUCUCUCUUACUCUGACCACAUUACAGAGUGUAAUAAAUGGAUGGUGUUUAUUUAGGCCUAAGCUUGACAUGAGGCUAAGCCCUGAAACGUUAAAAAAAAAAAACCUUUCAUGUAAAGUUUGAUGUGUAUAAUAUAUUCAGACAACUGUGCAGUUCAAAAGAAAAGAAAAGAAUUGGAAGUGUCAGAGCCAAGGUUUAAAUGGAGAACUGGAUUGUGGGUAGAAAAUGUUCGCUAACAGACUCAGUGUCAACACAGAAUUCAUCAAGUGCCAGCGAGGAUAUUUCCACUGCACUGGUGAGUCAAUGAAGCAUUUUAAUCGACAGAUCUAAAUUGAUGCCAUUCCUGUUGUUGUUUUAAACACUUCACUUUUAACAUUUAAUAUGAUUAGUAAGACUUAAUUCUUUCUCUUCUUCUCUGUAACAUAAGUGCACCACUGUUUGUUUGGUUCCCCUUUAUUCAUUGAGUCUCCACAAAUGCACAAACAUUGAUCAUUACCCUUAAAUUAGCGAGGGACUUUACAACGCUUGAACUUUUCAGUUCUGACAUUUCACAAGUUUUACCUCACUCGGCUAAUGACUUUCAUUGCCUUUUAUUUCUGCGAUAAAGGAAUCCCUGGUGCUCUGAUAGAAGGCGAUUCCACAACACUACAGACUUGACAUCCUGUCUUUUAUCUUCAAGUCGAUCCAGCUUCCAGUCAUGUAAAGAUUUCUUUUGCCAAUUCUACUCUUCCUGGCUCGGACUUUAACCACAAACUUAUUGUUUUGUACCUAAAUGCAUUUCUGAAUAGGGGCUUAGGUGGGAUUGAAUUAAUGGAUAGACAUAAAAUAUCUAAAAUGUAUGCAGGCUUGGUAGAUGUGUGGUGGUAACUGUCCAAAAAAAAAGUUGCUCUCAGUCACCAAAGACAAAUGCUAGCUAGCACAAACAAGUGCCCACUUAUAAAUGGAAGUAAAUGACAACUUGCUACAGUGAGCAUCUAAAGAAAGCACCUGAUGUUUGUGCAUUUUUAUAAAAGUGAUGGUGGCAGUAGUUGAGGAAGCGUCUAAAUGAAAGAAUUAAAUUUUCCAAGGCCUGUGAAAGAAACGAGGGAUUUAUUAAUUCAUGUACAGUGCAUCACUGUUGCCUCUCUGUCCAUUGUGAAUGUGAAUAAUCCCCCUCCUUCCCUUUCCCUUCCUGUUUGCCUGUAAUAUUAGGCUGCCAAUGAUGUGUAGAGUUUGCAGGUUCUGCUUUGUUUACCUUUUAUUACAUUUUAUGUAAGGUUACCUGAUUUUAUAAUGCUGUAGUAAAUGAAAAUCUGAUUUGUUCAUUUAUGUCUCUCAUAUGCUUUUAAUCCUACAAGCAAGUAAAGUUUGACGCAGUGUAAAAAAAAUUGGCAAAAUGAGACGACCAAAAUACACUGUGAAAUCUGCCCCUCUUUUCUCAUAAUGUCCCCUUCUGAUUGAGCCACUUUUUCUCUUUAUUUUUUAGCCUUUGUGACUUUUAUGUUAUUUAAGAUGAUGUAUUUAUCAUUUCUAAGUCUGGCAGCCAUCCGGAGGUUGUUGCCUCAUUUCAGUCUGACCCCUUUCAAGAUUUCCUCAAAGAAAAGGACGCCCAACACUGGAGUCUAUGCAAAAGUGAUUGUUGUAAUUGCAAAGGGAGGAGAUCCAAAUCAAUUUAAGACACGGUGGGUGUCGACUUUGAAUGACACUAAAUAAAGUAGAAGUUGUUUAGUAAACUCAGUAGAAUUCUGAACUAAGCUAUUUUACAUUUCUUUGUCAAUACAUGAACACUAGAGAAUUGUUUUAUUGGUAUUAGACUGUUUAAAAGAAGUGGAUGUAGAAAUGAUGACACCACUUAUGGGUAUGUGAAACCCCUCUUUUAAAACUCUGCAUUCUGUAGUUAGCCGUCAUGUUUUUUUUUUGUUUUUUAGAACCACAAGUGACCGUAUGUGGACAACAGGGUUGAUACCAUUGACUUUAUAUACUAAGAUAAAGAGAAAACAGACUCCUGGGAGGGAGGCCAACAUAUUUGGAGCUCCCCCUGCUGGCUGGCCUUGUCCCCAAAAUAUAUUUAUGAGUCACACUAUUGAGUUGAAAUAUAUAUCAGAUAGUUUGUCCUCAGAUUUGGAGUCUGUUGUGCCGGUUGGUUCAAGUUUUCAUCGUGACAAAUGAGGCACUUUUUAACUGAAUUAGCAAGUGGAGGAAAGGCAGGAGAAAAUAUAACUAACAAUAGUAACUGAACUCUCCAUCACCGUGGAUGUAUGCUUCAUAUGGAUUCAAAGAUCUGUUCUGUUGAUGACAGAACCAAUGUGAGGACAUUUGGUCAGUAAAUUUAAUGAGUGCUGUAUUUAACACAAGGGGUGUGAUGUCAGUUCUGUGGUUCAACCAACCAGCUCCCUUCUGUGCAUGUAUUGGCACCCAAAUUUUGAACCAGUGCAGCAUAUCCACAAACUUAAGGCCUUUGCACACUGGUUCUGGUCUUUUCUUACACAUUAUAAAAAAGAAAUAUGAUUGAAAAUAAAUGUUAACUGUGUUUGCACACUAACUAGGAGACUCUCACCCAUCAUAUUUUUAGGAAUGUCCGUUUGCAUCCGUCCAAGCUCGUGCAAAUAACCAAGAUACAGAUCUGUGCAGAACUUUUAGGCAUCAAGGCUGAAGUAAGGUGUAUGAUAGCAAGUAAGCUGACUGAGGGCACCUUCGUACCUGUUGUGCUCUUUGCAUAUUACCAGGGGCAUGGGAAAAUAAUCUGUUGAAAAGAUAACACAUGAUUCCUCACCUUUAGGGUGGAGUGAGGGGUGGAUGUGGUGAGUAAGCAUGGCCAAGGGUACCGUCCUGGGGGGGUAAUAGGGUUGCCACGAGUCCCUGGUUGUACAGUGGAUGUUCAAAGGGCCUAAAAACUGCGGGCGGUCUCUGGAUGUAUUACCAUGGGUGGAAAGGCCAGGACAAAGAGAUGCAGUCUAGCUUGUGUGUCGACUCUGGCCGCCUUUCCCCCACUCUAGUACCAGGUUGUGGCACAUCAGGCCUCGUGAUGAAUCCCUAGCACCCUAAAUGUCUAAAACGUAGGCACACUCUAUAUGAAGGUUUCUGUCAGGUUUGUUUUUGCAAGAAUAGAUGUAAUGGACUCGUGCAUUGGGCAAAGUUUGUGUGCAUGCUGUUGUUGGAUUAUGGAUCUGAAAAUAGCAGAGUCAUUGUGCAAACGCCUUUUGUCUGCCUUCAUUUUAGCACGACAGAAGGAGGCAGACAAGUGCUGACCAUUGUAAUAUACAGUCCUUUACCAAUGCAUUUUAACGUCUCUGAUCUGGUUGACGGUCUGCUUAUAAUGCGACUAUUGAGCCACAUAGAACCACAAGCACUCUGAUGUAUACCCUGUUUUAUUAUCCAUUUCACUCUAAAUUGGAACAAGAUUACAAAUGAACAUCAAGCUGUGCUAAUGAAGACACCAUAAAAUGAUCAAGAGUUUUUACUGAGGUAAUGGAGAAGUAGGGUUGUUUUGCCAUUUAGAUCACUCUAUCUCGACUUCCUUUAGCAAUCACUGGAGGAGCCCCCUGCUGGUCAUGAAAGAGAAUGCAGCUUUAAACCUCUUCAGCAUUAGCUUCACUUCAGAACCCCAGGCUACGUCCACUUCUUUUUCUCAGUUUGUUUUUUCACAUUAUUCACUGUCUUUGUCCUAAACUGACAGUAACGCAGAAGAAUGUCCAAAGCAUUUCUCGCCAACUGAAAAAGCACACCGAGAGUUUAAAGAUGAAGCAAACAACUGGGACGUCACGGCACCAGAAUGAUUGGAAGGUAGUUGAUAUAUUUUAAGGGCUAACCUUCAGGACAUGACAAAGUGAUCGAAACACCCCUGAAAGUUAAAGUGACAGGCACAGAAACUGACAAAAGUGUAAGAACAACAGUCUGUCUCUACCUUAUAACCAUAACAUUAACCCCAGUGUGUCCUCAUUGUUGAUGACUGCAGAAGCUACUUUACUUAAAGUGACCACCGUAGUGCUUGCUUUCUUUAACAUUGGCUUUACACCGUCUAAUUCUUGUUUCAAUGCUUUUUCAGAAUCAAAUUUUACUCUUUAUUAUGUUUCUUUGUCUUCAUGUGUAGUUUUAAUAGACGUAACGACCCUUAUGUUUUCAGCAGGAUUUAAGGGGUGAUACUAAAACAGAUCUUUGUGUGAAAGCUUUGAGCGGAAACAGUCCUUCUGGGUAUUCAAAUAACUUGUUUUGCCUUUUUAUAUAAAUACCCUUGGAUUUAAAAGUAGAUAUAUAAAUGUCUUUUGAUUGGACGGUUGUAUGUAUGCCAUCGAUUCAAUGUUUCCUUCAUGUUUACUUAUUUUGAACAUAACCACUAAUGUAGCCUGUCUGUUUGUGAAUGCAAGAGGUGAAGCUUACAUUUCAAUUCAUUUUUUGUGAGUUCUUUGGAAAUGGCAAAUAAAGUGGAUAUUACUAAUAA
Molecule: messenger RNA, 5491 nt
Organism: Cheilinus undulatus (humphead wrasse)
Lineage: Eukaryota; Metazoa; Chordata; Actinopteri; Labriformes; Labridae
Gene: ralaa
Product: v-ral simian leukemia viral oncogene homolog Aa (ras related)
Exons: 5
Coding region: 241-861 (206 amino acids)
Biological process (GO): regulation of exocytosis; Ras protein signal transduction
Cellular component (GO): plasma membrane
Molecular function (GO): GDP binding; GTP binding; GTPase activity
Source: RefSeq, a predicted model, not a curated record